Molecule: messenger RNA, 3082 nt
Organism: Haliotis rufescens (red abalone)
Lineage: Eukaryota; Metazoa; Mollusca; Gastropoda; Lepetellida; Haliotidae
Product: neuronal acetylcholine receptor subunit alpha-7-like
Exons: 2
Coding region: 99-1397 (432 amino acids)
Biological process (GO): monoatomic ion transmembrane transport; nervous system process; chemical synaptic transmission
Cellular component (GO): neuron projection; synapse; membrane
Molecular function (GO): neurotransmitter receptor activity; extracellular ligand-gated monoatomic ion channel activity; transmembrane signaling receptor activity
Source: RefSeq, a predicted model, not a curated record
CAUAUUACACUUUGGAAACUGGAGACACGAGAGUGGUCUUUCCGUCCUACAGGGCAUCACAUUGUGAAGUUCCUGAAAGGGAUAACACGGAUAACGUAAUGGCUAAGAAUGGGAAGGUUAUCUGCUUCUGCAUAAGUCUUCUCCUCGCUGUCUGUUGUGUGCCCAUCGCUGACUGUGCAAUGGCUUCUGAUGUAAUUCGGUUAUUCGAGGACAAAAUCAACAAAAACAAUUUGAACGUGAAGCCCCUUCUUGACCAGACAGAAACGAUGCAUGUCAACUUAUCUUUCAACCUGGUCUCUAUAACAGAGUUCAAUGAAGUCGAUCAGCGUUUCUCCUGCAACGCCUGGCUGGAUGUGUAUUGGAAGGAUGAACUUCUUGUGUGGAAUUCUUCGGAGUACGGUGAUCUUCAAAUGGUGUGGCCACCCAAUGACAAAGUGUGGAGACCAAGCCUUGCGGUGGCUAACAUACAUAAUGACUUCAAAACACUUGAGAUAAAGUCCGGUAUCGUCAUGGUAAAGCAUGACGGCAGUGCCAAAUGGGCUCCAGGAGAGGCCUUCCAGACCUUUUGUAAGGUUGAUAUUUCAAGCUAUCCUUUUGACAAGCAGCGUUGUGACAUCGAAUUCUUCAUCUGGGGUAUGGGACUAGAGGAGGUCGUCCUUCAUCCCCUGCAUGACGGAAUUAACACUGACGCCUAUAAGAAGAACGGCGAAUGGGACAUCCUUGCCACUAAAGCCCACCAAGAAGUGCGAGGUACCUCUACGAUCAUGUCCAUGAUUGUCAUAUCGUUCCUGCUAGAGCGACGCUCCUUCUUCUAUAUCCUGAACAUCGUCAUGCCCGUCCUCGUCCUCUCCAUCCUCAACGUGUUCGUAUUCCUCAUCCCUGUGGAAUCUGGAGAGAAGAUAUCUUACGGAAUAACAGUCCUGUUGGCAUUUGGCGUCUUCAUGAGCUUCAUCUCCGACAUGCUCCCUCAGACCUCAGAGAGCAUCUGCAUGCUGGCCGUCUACAUGGCCAGCCUCCUCAUCCUCAGCGCCGUCUUCGUCUCCCUGUCCAUCAUCAUCACCCGCCUACACCACAAAGAGUCGUUUGGAGACCGAGUUCCAAAGUGGAUACAGAAUGUCACCAUUGCCCUCGAAUGCCUGUCGUGCAAGAAAAGGAGAAGGAUCAAGCCUAAAGAUUACGAGGUUCGGCGUGGGAAGGAAAAGGUGCUUAGCGAUGAGGUCAUCGUUCAGCAGGCUUGGGAGGACAAUGAUCCCGUCACCUGGACCAGAGUCAGCCGAGCUCUGGACAGCUUCUGUUUCCGUUUCUUCACAUUGGCAAUCUUGAUCGUAACAGGUCUUGUCAUGGUCAAAAUGAAGUAUGGAGGAAACGAGAUGACCAUUGACUCUAAGAUACAUUAAGAAUGUACUUAGUUUUGCCUGACCAAAACACGACCUGACAAAUUUGGAUUGCUCUUCACCAUUCAGUGAUAUCCCCGCAACAGAAAGCGUCAAAUUAUCGGCAAACAUUUUAUCCAGUGGGAAAUUCGAUUGGAAAGCGUGUCCUUGGCAUAACGGAACGCUUAAUACUUAACCACUCCAAUACCCCUCCGUCCUAAACCUUCAGGAGGUCGAGGAACUAGAUGUGAGUCGCACAUUUUCAAAAACCAUGAACAUAGAACAUAAUCAAUUAAAUGCAUUUAAGAAAAAAAGUUUUUUAUCAUAAUCCAGUUGCAAACGAUUCCGUGGUAUUUGAUUGGCUAACCAAGCGCAUUUUUAUGCAAACAUCAACCACUCCAAGUGUCCUGAUUGGCUGAUUAUAGAACGUUGCAGUAUGCUGCACGAUGUUUUCUACAGUAACUGUUGUUUUUGUGACUGUCUAAACCAUUAAAUAAGCAGUCUGUAAAGUUAUUAUUGUUGACGUACGUUUUAUUUAUUUUUUAGAAUUGACUUAAAUAUUGUUUGCACGCUUUUUUUAUAAUUCGUUAUAUGUUUGUUGCAGGCCAAAAUGGCGAGUUAUAUGUUUACACACAAGAUAACCGAAUAUAGGAAUAUUUAAUAUGUUUCGAAAAAAGAAGGUGCCUAAAUAUUGUAAAUUGUAGACAUAAUUGAUAUUAAGGGACCAUCAAGUGUAAAGUAAUGAAGUGUUGUUUCAAACAUUAAAAAAGGGUCCAUAUUAGUGUUUCGCUGACAUUAAUUAUCACGUUCAUUGUUCUCCGUCCAAGAUGAACUCGCUGGAUAAACAUAUAGCUUCACAUAAACCAUUCUUCGUCUGCCCACGUUUAUUAUCGAGGUUCUUUGUCAAUGUUUAGCUACACCGAUCACACCGAGACCAAAUACAUAUAUACAUAAUAUACUGGUCCAUAUUGAUUCUGGUGUACCUGUAUUGUGGCAUGUACAACCUGGCAAUUAUCACGGAAUGCAGACUUUAGAAAGAAGAUAUUUGUAUUUGCUGUCGGUAAAUACGUGAUGUGUUGAAAUACGUUAAUUCAUGAUUACAUUUAUUAAUUAUUCUACUGAAUGUUUGCACCACUUAGCUGUACAAUGAAUCUACUUUGUACGUGUAGUCAAUGUGACAGACUUCUUACAUUUACUCACAUAUAUGUAUUCAUGUUAUUAGGAUUUUAAGGUUUUGUUGAAAAACAAAUUGUUCUAGAUCACACCAAAGCCAAUCAAUUUUUUGAAAAUACUUGUUUUCUGUGCAUGCUUGGUGACCAGAUGUGAUGAGAAACAUAGAUGAAAAUUAUAUACAUCAAUCCAUCCUCCAGAUGUUAUUUACAAAAAUACGUGAAUUUCUUUACAUCAUAUAUUAAGUUCUCAGAGACAAUGCGCCAAUGUUUCACAGAUGCCAGUAAAUGCAUUGUCUUGACUAACGUCAAUGAAAGAGAAUAACCAGUCUUGACACAAUUCGCAUAAAUUAGGAAAGUAAUUAUUAAAGAAAUGGGCAGCAGUUUGUCAAGCAUAAUCUCUCCCGAACCCAACAUAUAAAUGUGAAAUACGUGACUUUUAUGUUGAUGUCUAGUUUGCACAACCUAGAUCGUGAAUUAUACAAGACAACGUAAAUGUUUACUGUGAAAUGCUGUGUGCUUUUCAAGGAAUAAAAUAUG